GGGCGUCCGUGCUCAAGUGUAAAGAAACCAGGUGGAUCCAACCGAAAGGUGCCUUUAAGGACUACCGUGAGCAUAGCUCAAGAAGAGGAAACAAGGCAAAGCCUGUACAAGGAUUAGAGGUUGUUGUACAGUUUGCCUUAAAUAAUGGAGCCUGCUGUAGACAAAGUAGAAACUAUUUUUUACAUCAAAUUAACUAUCACUCGGGCAACUAACAUGCAUGGGAAAAAAGCAGGAAACCUCCAAAGUCUUCUUCGGGUGGAGAUCAAUGGUGCAAUCGUGGGAGAGUCUGAAAAGAAGCCAGUCGAUGUCACGGCCCAGUACAUCGAGUAUGACUACACGUGUAGCUUUGCCUGCUGCAAUGAUGCCCUGCCUCUCAGCGACAUCUCCCAUAAACCAAUCAUAGUGACUUUGGUUGAGCUUGUUCCUGAGAAGAAAAAAGCGGAGCCUAAAGCGAUAGUCCUUGGCCAGGCAGUAAUUGACCUACUGCCAUUGCUGCAAGGUGAGUGUUGCUUUUCAUCCACGGUUGCGCUUCAUACAAUAAAUGCCCCCCCAGAAAAGGGUUCAAUCCCAGGACUCAACUCCAAGCAGCCGAUUCUGGAUGUGGGUGUCAGCGUGUCAGCUCCAUUACUGACAGAGGAAGACCUUUCAACCUCCAACCUGGUGAAGGUAGUUUUGGAGACUGCCUACUCUCUCCCUGAUACAUUCAAUCAGAGUUGUGGGCCUGGAGCCCCUCCAUACAUAUGCGCUGCCGCAAUGGAGAUCCCAUGUACAGCAGAGAAAGAUCAGCUCUUAUUGUUCAGUGAAGGCCAGCUGAAGCCAGGUGGGCACAGGGAAGAAAAUGGCCGACAGAAGAAGAGGCCACAUCACGCCCUCCUGGCUCCAGGGAACCAUUUCCUGCCAGGAGCCGUUUUCAGCACCCAACCUAUUGAUCUUGAAGAUGGCGAGCUUUCUGGUUUAGAGGAUCGUGAGUUUCGUAAUGAAGCAGAGACCUUGCUGAACAGAGUAAGCUGGGAUACAGAAAUGUCCUGUUUUCUGGAUGCAGGUGGAGCAACCAGGUGGCGUCAGAAGGUGACUGAGAGCAGGCUGUGGCCACUUGAGAUUAUGAAGUCUUCGGUUCCUAAUGAAAAGUCAGGCGUUGCUUCCAAAAUGGGAACAGAGGAGGACCCGCAUAUACCCUCCCAUGGCGUGGCCUUUAUUGACAUGGGCCGUUUGCUGUAUCCAGGAAUUACCCAUAUCCGAGGAGCAUACCAAAUUCAGCCUUACUCAAGCACGUUACUGCUUAACAAGGCCAAGCGAAGUGUCAGUGUGUUAAAAGAGCUUUUCAAGUCUGGAGGCAUCAAAGAACGUUGUGGCACAGCUUUAGGCUUUUCUAAGACAAACGCGGGAAAGCCCAAGGAUGCAAAAGGAAAUGUUAGUAAGGUGCCUGGCAGUGCCAGUUUGACAGAUUUGGACGGAACCGACCACAUCCCUUCAGACAGAAAAGCUUAUACGGAGUCCAGAUCAUACAUUUUAAUUGACAUUUCCUUGACGAAACCACUAGUGCCCAUAACAUCUUCAGAGGAGCUGGCUAGAAGGGUGAAAGCACUGAUCCCCCCACGGCCUCCACCUUCAGUAGGACCCAACAGAGCUGAAAGAGCAGUAUUGAACUUCCACAAGCAGGUGGGCAACGUGGUGAAGCACAUUUCGGAGCAGUACGAGGAACUGUUUGGAACAGGAUUUAAACGGCUCAGUAACUGCAAUCAGGAGCAAAUGAUGGCUCAGCUGAUGGGAGCGCUCAAUGUCUCUGGGAGAUAUUUUGCCUUUAAAGAAAAAAUGAAGCCUGCUGUGGUGAAGUUUGUGCGUGACAAGAUGCAGCAGACAGACUCAUUUACAGAGGAACAGGAUCUGCAUGAAUUUGUCAGCAAGCUCUAUGUGGACCUGGUGGAUGAGAUGCAUGUUGCUCUCAACAAAAUUUAUUCACAUGGUAUUGAGGAUGACUCCAUUAAUGAGAUCCAUUUGAGCAUUUCUCAUCUUAGACAUUUUGCUCGAGAGGCUCAGCUCAUGGGGGAUUAUCAUCUGGCUGUUCGCUACUACCAUGAGUUGGUUGUGAGGGAGCCCCGUGAGCCCUCCCACAAGUUUGAGUGGGGAGGGCUCUACAUGCAAACUGGAGAAUACAUAAUGGCUAAAAUGUGCUUCCAUGAUGCCGUUGCUGUUCAGCAAGCACACCAGCCCAGUCUGAUGAUGUGCGGUGUGCUGGCAGCCAUGUUUAAUGAUUUUGAGCAAGCUGAGAUAUUCUUGGAGCGAGCCACCAGCAUAGAGCCUCCCAAUGUGGUGGCCUGGACUUUGCUGGGCUUGGUCCAAGAGAGCCAGGACAAACACAUCCUUGCUGAAAGGGCUUUCCUGGAGGCUAAAAGCCAUCUGAACGCAAAGGAAGAAAGCCAUCUGAACGCAAAGGAAGCAAGCCCUCUUAAAGGAAAGGAAGACGAUAAUGAAACUCACAAGGCAGAAGAUGCAAAUGUGGAUGAGGAAAGCAAAAAUCCAGUGGUCCAGGAAGAGGAAAAUCCCAUUCUACCUCCAGACACGGAGACUGAUGACCAGGACAUAACAGUGCACACAGAGUUGGAAGAAAACAAUGUCAUGUCCAAAUCUAUUUACACAGAGACCCUUGAAUUUCUGUUGCACAACUAUGCCCUGGAGAUGGCAGAGCACGCUCUUUCCAAGGAGCUUUCUUCAGAGGGUGAUCACAGGUUUCAUUUGGCUCGUGUGGAGCUGCUCAGAGCUGACUAUUCUAAAGCUGCUAUCACCAUCAGUGAGGCGCUACUUCAAAAAGAACCGUUUGCAGAUAUGUGGGCUCUAAAUGGCCACUGCCACUACUUGUGUGAGUCAUUCGCUGAGGCUCAGGGGAGUUAUGAACGGAGCCUGGACUUCCCACAGCAGCCAUCAGACACUCACGUCGUGCUUCUUCGCUUGGGAGCCAUUUAUCUCCAGGAGAAGAAGUUUGAGCAAGCUAAAAUGGCCUACCUGCAAGCGUGUGAAAAAUCUCCCUCCUGCCUUACCUGGUUGGGCCUUGGUAUCGCCUGUUACCAGCUGGGGGAGCUUUGUGUUGCUGAAGAAGCUUUGACGGAGGCCAACCAUUUGAACAAUCACAACGCAGAGGUGUGGGCCUACUUGACUCUGAUCUGCCUCAAGUGUGACAGACACGAGGAAGCAGAGCUGUUCUACAAAUAUGCUAUCAGGUACAACUUGGAGAAUGCAGCGCUUCACAGGGAGGUAAAAGAUCUUCAGAAUCAGGCCCAGAUCCGUCCGCUGACAUCAUGCUUUCAACCAAACGCUUGACAUGUUGUUUAGAACAUUGGAAGCCAACUAAUUGUUUUGCAUUAUAUUAUUCCUGAAUAAUCUGUAAUAUAUAUUACAGUCAUCCCUCGUUUAUCGCGGUUAAUUGGUUCCAGACCUGACCACCAAGUGAAUUUCCGGGAAGUAGGAUUCAAUAUUAAUAAACGAAAUAUUUUUUACAGUUAGAGCAUAGAAAACCUGUUAUGAUGUUCUAAAUACAGUUUUUAACGUCAUUAAAGCCCUGUAGACAUAAAAUAACACCAGUCACCUUGACACUCCUAUUAUUCUUUGUUUACACCACAUUGCGCAGGCUAGGCGAUCACAGCAGGGAAGAGACGAGAGACGACUGCCGUUAGCAUAGCAAGCUUCCGAGCUAACUAGUUAGCCUCUCUAUUUUACUUUUUGUAAACUUA
This is a messenger RNA of Dunckerocampus dactyliophorus (ringed pipefish), 3725 nucleotides long. It is a transcript of the gene cfap70, whose product is annotated as cilia and flagella associated protein 70. Gene Ontology annotation, biological process: cilium assembly; cilium movement. Gene Ontology annotation, molecular function: protein binding. The transcript has 28 exons. Gene Ontology annotation, cellular component: motile cilium; extracellular exosome. NCBI's taxonomy places the organism in Eukaryota, Metazoa, Chordata, Actinopteri, Syngnathiformes, Syngnathidae. The record is from RefSeq and is a predicted model, not a curated record. Bases 145 to 3315 code for a protein of 1056 amino acids.